This is a messenger RNA of Paramecium tetraurelia, 1719 nucleotides long. RefSeq lists its product as uncharacterized. The transcript has 2 exons. NCBI's taxonomy places the organism in Eukaryota, Ciliophora, Oligohymenophorea, Peniculida, Parameciidae. The record is from RefSeq and is a predicted model, not a curated record.
AUGGAAGAAAUAAAUACUUAAAAAUAAGACGAUUCUCCUGCUCCCUCUGGAAGUUUUAUUGUUAAUGUUGAAAAGAUUUAAAGGGAUUCAGUUACAGAAGAUAAAAUAUAGCCUGAAGAGGACUUUGAAUUGUAAGCACUAUUUAAUAAACUUAAUUCAACUAUUGAUGAAGCCCCAUUUCAUGAAACAAAAUGCCAAAAAUAGAAGUAAGAUUUAUCAUACAAAGCUGAGUUCAUAAUGACUCAUUUUAUAAAGUUCUAUAUUUAUUAGCUGAUGUUUUACAUUUUUGGACCAUUUGUUUAUCUAUUCCUUCUAAAUAAACCAGCUUUAAUGUUUAACUUAGGAUUUUGGUCCUUUAGAUAAGAUGUAGUUUUUUAGUAUAUUUAAUGGGUAGGACACAUAUUUUGCCUUUUAAUGUAUUUUUAUUUCAAAUCUCUUUCCUCAUUAGAAAUAGGUCUUUUAUGGUUUUCAUUAUUGACUAGGUCUAUUAUAGUUGCUGCUAAAUUCUCCACUCUUAAUGAAGAGAGAGUUGAACUGUAUGAAAGUACUCGUUUAAGUAAAUAAAUUAUAUAUUUUGAUGUUGUUUUAUUUGAUUGGGCAAUAUAAUCCAAAAAAAUCAAAAAUUUAGAAAUAGCAAAAGCAGCCAAAAGACAUGAUUUUGAUACAUAGUUUUUCUGCUUUAAUUUUUUAGUUGAACCAUUAAAAGAAACUCAAUAUGCAUUAUUGGAUGAUAAAGAAACUUAAUUAAAUCUUCCUCAUGAGGGUGCUUAUGGUGGAAUAAAUUUGAUAUCCUAUUUUAUCGAUUCGUAUUAAUCGCUAAAUACAAGAAAAAAUCAACUUACUGUGGCUCUCCUAAUCAGCUUUAUUGUUGUAAUCACUCCAAAAGUCUUAGCAUAUGAGAGAUAUCUGUAAAAUCCAGUCGAAAUAUUCUUAAAUAUUGUUUGUGGAGUAUUUUAGAUUUUAUAAUUUAAUUGCAUAUUCUUAUACUUACUGAUUUCACUUGAAGAUAUGAAAAGAAAAAUAUUUUUAUUAGAUUAGGUGUAUUAUUUAAUCAGUACUAAGAGAGUACGUUGUAAUGAAUUUAAAUUAACACCAACCAUUGAUAUAAAUUGUCCAAGAACAAUAGAGGCCUGGAGUAUGUUAAGAUCUAUAGCCUUUGAUUAUGGAGCCUCUUACCACAUAAGGAACUAAAUCUAUCAUACAAUAUUAAUUUUAUGUUGUGUCGCAAGUAUUAUUUUUUCUUUUUAAAUUAUAUUGGACUAUUUCUAACUGGAUUAUUACUAUUUGAUUACGUUAGGGAUUAUCUUUUUAAUAUUUUUGUUUUUCAUCUCCUUAUAUUUAUUAAGUGCAGCUAAAAUUAACUAAUUUUUUGAGGACUUCAAAACACAAAUCGAAAAUUUAAAGUUCAUUUGCCAAGAUGUCAAAAGAAUGAGGAAGCAAUAUUUUGAAGAAAAUAAUUCAGAGCCUUAAAAUUUUGUUCAUAAAUCUUUUGUUAAUCAUCUUAAAGCUUAACAUGAUAAUGACAACUUAAUUAUCUAUUAAAGAAUAGACAAUUUAAUUGAUUCUUUAGAUAAUGCUUAAAGACAUAUUGAAUAUGAUAGCAGAAAUUACCCUUUGAAACUCUACGGAAUUAGGAUAACCUACGAAAUUCUCUAAAAUUUAGUUGUUGGAUUAUUUACGUUGAUUAGUUUUGUAGUUCAACAAAGAUUUUCAUCUUGA